CCUGCGAGGAGCUCCGAGGAGCUUUACGGGAAAGUGAUUUAAACCUUGAAUUAUCGACACCUGGGAGGCAAAAUAACUCGACACGGACACGUUUUUGUGUUUACUCGUUUUAUAUUUCAGCUUUUUCUGUACUGCAUAGUAGCUCUGAUUAAGGUAACUUGCUGUUUUUGAAUGAUAAGUGGGAGUGAUCGAUACCGUCAUGGCUUUGAUAGCGGCUGACUCGAGCUGCAAACUGAACGGGACGUCGGGGAUUUAUGCCAGAGUUGGGCCAAGGAAAGAAAUGAUCCAAGGCUCGGUGGACGGCUUCAAAAGCAGCAAAAUGCCGCCGGGCGAGGCGGAGUUCUCCACGGACGGGCUGCCCAGAGCCUUCCUGCUCAGCCUGCGGACGCUGUUCGACAUCCUGGACGACAGCGGCCGGGGCUACGUCCACAUCUCGGAGAUCGAGAGCCGCUGGCAGGGAGCGGACACCCGGGCGCUGCCGGGCGGGGUGCUGGGCUGCCUCAGGCGGGUCACGCCGCCGCACGGCUGCCUCACGUUUGACCGGUUCGUGGCGGGGCUGCGGUUCUCCAUGCUCCACCCGGAGAACAGCGUCAACGGCAAAGCCCAGGCGGCCGUGCAACCGCAGAGAGCCGCCUGGGCGGAGAGCAGGGGCGGCAAUUCAGUAUGGCAAGCUUCCACUGAAUUGACGCCACUGGCGGAGAGCAAGGUCCGGCCUCUGGGGCCGAGCAACGGGACCAACACCCAGCGGGCGUCCUCCCUGCAGAGCCGGGCCAGGGCGGAGGAGGGCUCAGGGUUCCCCGCUUGUGGACAGGCGCGGUACAACGCGGGCUCGGAGAGGUCCGGGCGGAGUCUGGAGCGCGCCGACCCGGGCCAGGCUCCCCAACCCCCGCAGCCGCAGCAGGGCGCGGGCAGGGCCGCCGAGGCGCUGGCGCUGGAGGCGCCGCAGCUCCCCGAACCAUGUGUUGUAAAAUCCGGUUUACCGAGGUCUCAGAGUGAAUCAGCUUCAGGAUUUUCAGGUGGUUCCAGACGACACGGGCGGAGUCGGGAAGAGCAGAGGAGGCACACCAUUUCCAAUGGAGUUGACUAUGGAAUGUUGAAGCAAAUGAAGGAGCUGGAGCAAGAGAAGGACUCCCUGCUGGCGGGCCUGGAGGUGGUGGAGCGGGCUCGAGAAUGGUACCAGGGCCAGAUUCACAAUGUUACAGAGAGACAGCGACAGGUUGGACAAAGUUCCCACUGCACGGACUUCUUCACUGAAGCCAGUCAGAGUCGCAUGAAUGUUCUCAUCCCUAAAUUACAAGACGUCAACCGCUGCCUUAAUGACCUGAUUUCCUGCGCUGGAGUGCAGACAUUUUCACCCAGCAGUGCUCAUGCUGGAGCGCCAUCCGUUAACUCCCAGCCCCCGGCCGCAGCUCCUCCUCAAGCCAUCCAGAGACUGAAGGACCAGAAUCGGCUUCUCACUCAGGAGGUGACGGAGAAAAGUGAGCGGAUCACCCAGCUGGAGCAGGAGAAGUCGGCGCUGAUAAAACAGCUUUUCGAGGCUCGAGCUCGUAGUGCGCAAGACACGAGCACCAUGGAUUCCACUUUUAUUUGAAAACAACUCCACUCCACCCAAAACCAUCUUUAAACUCCACAUCCAGCGAGGAAUCGCCAUGAUGUCACGUCACAGUAACUAUGCUGGUGUGAAGGAAUCCAGAAAGUAAUUCCAGUUUACACGUUUAUGGCAUUAACACGCCAUUCGCCCUAAACUACAACCACUCCACCCCAAAUCAAAGCACGCACUACCUGUAUGACCCGACGAGAUUCGAGGGAGUCCAGAUGAAAACUCUUUUACUGGUUACCUUCAGGUUUCCUGCAGAAACACUCCUGCUAGGCUGAAAAGACAUGAACACUCAUGGACUGGAUGGGUCUCAUGAUCCCAAUCAUCCAUUUCUUCUGCAGAUUGCAUCACCUGUGGCAUCUCCCCUCCAAACUCCCAAAAGACUGUUAAUUGUACUUCUGCUGCUCAGCUGCAAAACGAACAGAGAAACUUGAAAUUCAUGGCAAGUUUGCCAUAAUUACAUUAAAAUCGCACAAAAAAAUAAUCUUUUGUACUCCGGGGGGAGGGAGGGGGGUGGGCGCUACUAUUGGAAAUAAAGGCCAUACUCCUGCAAGUAAAAACACGUCAGCUGCACAUCAGCUGCUUGCUGUGACUGGUGACUUUUUUUCUAUUUUAAAAAGUUUGGUACAUUGCUUUAUGCAUCAUAAGAGACAGUUUGCCCCCAUGUUUUAGUUUCUCCCUCUUUUCCAUGUAAACGGUAAUCAGUAAGAUCUUUCCCAGAUGUUUUCUCCAAGUUUAAGCAUUUUAUUCAAACACUGAGAGAGGAUGUAUCCUCGGACCAGUUUGUAUUUUAUAUCAGUAUAUAUAAUUCCUUGAGACAUUUACUAAGUUCUUCUUCCACAUAUGAACUGUUGACCUUAUCCAGAGAUUAAGGUCUGCCCUUUCACACAUGUCCUACACAACAUCAGUGUAAGAUGUGUUUUUAUUUAGGAAACGCUCCAGAAUAGCAUUGGAGUGAUAAGCAAAAACUAGGCUCUGGAAUUCCUGUUCUUUUCACACUGAGGCCAACAGGGUGAAGGAGGAUUUUGACUUUCCUGUAAUUAUGAUUAUUUUUGCAUUGAUAUCAGUAGUUACACCCUUCCUUUGACCCAAAGAGAGGUAUAGAUAAUGGAAGGAUGGAUAUUAUCUGGAUGUGACAAGCAGAAAAUAGUACAAAGCAGCAUGCGUACCCGCAUGCUGUGAAUUUUACAGAUAAUUACGUGUUUUUCAUUCAUGAGCUCAAUCUGUAUUUACCCACGCUGUGUGGCCAAACUGAUUUUGGAUUUUUGAAUUCUCACAUGGAGUCACUUACGCAGCUUUGGGAGAAAACUUUAAAGGCUGCAGUGCUUGUAUGAAAAAAAAAAAAGAAAAAAGACUGACAUGUUCAACAGUUGAACAAGAAAUUAAGAGAUAUGGUUAAGAGGAAUCUGGAAGUUUGCAUGUUGAAGAAAGUUGAGGAGGACAGGUUUGGUAGAUGGUGAAUGUGUUGGGAGAUGAUUCAGAUUUUACGUCACAAACAGCAACAGUUAAUGGUCCUUUUACUAGCUAGUGGUAAAAAAAAAAUCCUUUGCAUGUCUUUACAGUUAACAUCAUGUUUUAAACUCAAAAUAUUUGUCCGUUGGAGAGAUUUAGAUCCUGGAGAUUAAAUGUUAGCACCAAUAUUAAAACCUUUAUUCUCCUUGUACAGAUCUUCUUUUAACCAGCAUCAGGCUGGAAACAGAUGGUUUUAGACUUUUGAAAGGUAUAAGCCACCCCACACGUGUACAUAAGCAUUUAGUUGGCAGGGUGGCAGAAAAAAGAAGUUGUAGUGAUUUUGUUAUAAAUCUUUGGUACUGCUGGGAUGUCUGCACAUGUCUAUUUCCCACUUGUUUGAUUGUAACUUUAACUUGCUGCUCAGACUACAUUACGUGUGAAGCUCUUUUCCUUCUGCUUUCAACAGAAAGAACAAAAAUGUCAAGCGAUGUUUAAAAAUAAAACAGUAGAAACUGUGGUUCUGUAUGUGUGUGUGUUUUUAAACAGAGCUGCCUCGGUUCAGUUUGAAACAGGUAAAUU
Cololabis saira (Pacific saury) is the source of this 3628-nucleotide messenger RNA. It is a transcript of the gene sapcd2, whose product is annotated as suppressor APC domain containing 2. The record is from RefSeq and is a predicted model, not a curated record. The transcript has 7 exons. The coding region runs from base 200 to 1591 and encodes 463 amino acids. NCBI's taxonomy places the organism in Eukaryota, Metazoa, Chordata, Actinopteri, Beloniformes, Belonidae.